This is a messenger RNA of Cladocopium goreaui, 754 nucleotides long. The record is from the annotation of a GenBank genome assembly. Lineage: Eukaryota; Dinophyceae; Suessiales; Symbiodiniaceae.
GCGGAGCGCAAAAAAAAGGAAGAGGCACAGAAGGAAAGAAACAAGAAAAGGCGCCAAAAACGACGAGAAGAAAAAGAGAGCAACGACCCGCAGGCGCCGGCUCCGCCGCCCCGGCCGUUGCCCACCGUCUUCUCCUCAGUGAAGCAUUUUCUGGCGAUGCCGCUCACGCUGCUCCUGCUCCCCAUUGUUUUCUUUGUUUGCGCAGACGCUGCGGGCUUGUCCCUAGAGGACUGCCGUGCUAGGGGCUUGGUGCCAUACCCCCGGGGCAGCUCGGGAAUUGGUGAGAUCUGGCAGAUCGUGAAUUACCACGAAGUGCAGUGGGGCAUGCUGCCCCGGCAGAUUGCCAACUUGAUUGGCCUCAUCAUCAUUGUCACUUUUGGCUCCUCCCUUGACGUGGCAGCCAUCCAGGCAGAGCUGCCCACACGCAAGCUGGACUACAACAAAGAACUGACCGCCAUUGGUUGGGGCAACCUCUGCAGUAGCUUUGUGUGUGGUGCCACCGGGUCCUACAUCUUCUCCCAGACGAUUUUCAGCGCCAAGCGUUCGGUCAAGAGUCGCUUUAACGGCUUCGUCGUGGCCAUCGGGGAGUUUCUGCUCUUCGGGCUGCCGGUGGACAUCCUGAAAGUCCUGCCCAAUGACGAGGAGGUGGACGCCGAACUGACUGUAUCGGGCUUAGCAACAGAAUACUGGAAAGAGAAUGCGUCCAUGAGCAGUGGAGAAGAAGACGGCUCCAAAGAACUGUCUGAAAUGCAGU